Aricia agestis (brown argus) is the source of this 2104-nucleotide messenger RNA. It is a transcript of the gene AIF, whose product is annotated as apoptosis-inducing factor 1, mitochondrial. The transcript is spliced from 9 exons. NCBI's taxonomy places the organism in Eukaryota, Metazoa, Arthropoda, Insecta, Lepidoptera, Lycaenidae. Gene Ontology annotation, biological process: mitochondrial respiratory chain complex assembly; apoptotic process. Bases 163 to 2028 code for a protein of 621 amino acids. The record is from RefSeq and is a predicted model, not a curated record. Gene Ontology annotation, molecular function: protein dimerization activity; FAD binding; NAD(P)H oxidase H2O2-forming activity. Gene Ontology annotation, cellular component: cytoplasm; mitochondrion.
UGGUAGUUUUUCUAGGAUUUUUCAUGGGUUUUCUAAAAUAAUACAACCGAAAAAUAGGAACGAGAUUAAGAAAAUGAUUCAUCUUUAAUUAAUAGGUUGUAUGGUAACUAAGUUAUUGGUAUUUUAUAUAAAAUUAAAUCAAUAACAGUAAUUCUCAUCGAAAUGCUACGAUCAUUAGCGAAAGUGUGCGUGGAGAAACAAUAUUAUAUAGGAUCAAAGGAUGUUUUCGGUGUAUUAUAUGCUAGAACACAGUCACAAGCCACCACCAGGGACCAUCGUACAAAGAAACUGAGGAAAUACAAGACGACUGUGAUAACUUCAAAAGAAAUAAGACCUCAAAAUGUUGAACAAUCGGCCGCCGCACACGACGGGCGUUGCGCCCCCCCGCCCCCGCCCUCGCCCUCGCCCCCCCCGCCGCCGAAGUCGCCGCGCAGCUGGGCCGCCGUCGCCGCCCUCAUCGCGUCGGCCGCGCUCGGGGGAGGGGUAUAUUUCUACAAGAAAUAUCUAGCGACGGAUGAGAGUGCGCCCUCUGGCGGACGACUGAAUGAGUCGAGUUCGGGCGGCGCGAGCGCGGAGGAGCGGGAGGAGCGGGCGGAGCCGGCCAGCGGUGCGGGGCUGCCGGCGCACGCGCAGUUCCUGGUGCUGGGCGGCGGCACCGCGGCGUUCGCGGCCAUGCGCGCCAUCCGCAGCGCGCGGCCCGAGGCGCAGGUGCUGCUGGUGUCGGAGGAGCGCGCGCUGCCCUACAUGCGGCCGCCGCUCAGCAAGGAGGUGUGGCGCGAGGCAGGGCUGGCGCGCGCCGCCGACGCCGCCGGCCCCGACGCUCUCACCUUUCGCCAGUGGAACGGGCGGCGCCGGCCGCUGCUGUACGAGCCGCCGGCGUUCUACGCGUCGCCGGAGCGGCUGCGCGAGGGCGGCGCGGGCGCGGCCGUGGCGCGCGGCUGGCGGGCGCUGCGCCUCGACGUGGAGCGGCGCGAGGCGCUGCUGGCGACGCCGCGCGGCGACACGCACACUCUUACCUACGACAACUGCCUCAUCGCCACCGGGGCCCGAGCCGUGCGCGUGCCGGAGCUGGCUGCGGUGGCGGCGGCGGGGCGAUCGCUGGCGCUCCGCACGGUGGCGGACGCGGCGCGCCUGGCCGAGCUGCUGGAGCGGCCCGACACGCGCGACGUGCUGCUCGUGGGCGCCGGCCCGCUCGGCGUGGAGCUCGCCGCAGCGCUCGCCGAACGCCUGGGCGAGAGGGUGCGCGUGACGCUCGCGUACCGCGGCGCGACGCCGCUGGAGCGCUCGCUGCCGGCGUACCUGGGCGCGGAAGUGGCGCGGCGGCUGAUGGACGCGGGCGUGGCGCUGCUGCCGUGCGCGGCGGUGGCGGGCGGCGCGAUGGAGGCGGGGCGCGUGCGCGUGGCGCUGGCGGGCGGUGGCGCGGCGCUGGCGGACGUGGUGGUGGAGUGCGCGGGCGCGGAGCCGGCGGCGGAGCUGGCGGCGGCGUCGGGGCUGGAGCUGCACGAGGGCGCAGUGCUGGUGAACGCGGAGCUGCAGGCGCGUGCGGGCGUGUGGGCGGCGGGCGACGCGGCGAGCGUGUGGUCGGCGGCGCUGGGGCGGCGGCGCGGCGAGCACCACGACCACGCCGUGCUGUCGGGCCGCCGCGCCGGCGAGAACAUGCUGGGCGCCGCGCGCGUCUACGACCACCUGCCCAUGUACUGGAGCGACGUCGGCCCGCGCCUCGGCUACGAGGCGGUGGGCAUCACUGACGCCAGUCUCCGCACGGUCGGCGUGUUCUCAUCGGACGCCGUGACGACGACGGCGGUGGAGGGGAGCGCGGUGGCGGAGGGGGCGGAGGCGAAGGGGGCGGAGGCGGCGCGGCGCUACGAGCGCGGCGUGGUGUUCUACCUGCGCGGGGAGCGCGUGGUGGGGGUGCUGCUGUGGAAUCUGUUCAACCGCAUACAGCUCGCUAGACAGGUCGUAUCACAGGGCAAAUUUGAUGACUUGUUCGAGGUUGCGAAGUUGUUUGCCCUUCAUGAGGAAGAAUAACAUGUCAAUGUGAUCCAAAGCAUUUACUUGUACUGUGUACAUACUGUUGAUUAAAAUAUGUAAUAUAUUAUUUUGC